Molecule: messenger RNA, 809 nt
Organism: Symbiodinium necroappetens
Lineage: Eukaryota; Dinophyceae; Suessiales; Symbiodiniaceae
Source: the annotation of a GenBank genome assembly
AUGACGCCUCUCAAAGCCCUGCCAUCCUACUACAAAGCAGAUGACAUUGAGGUUCAGCAAUUCUUCGCAACAUCGCUGGACGGUACGAAGGUGCCAUACUUCCAGCUUGGCAAGAAGGACAUGGCCUAUGAUGGCAAGAACCCGACGCUUCUUUAUGGCUACGGCGGCUUCGAGAUUUCCUUAACGCCGGCCUACUCGGGCGCACGAGGAAUCGCUUGGCUAGAGCACGGCGGUGUUUGGAUUGAUGCGAACAUUCGCGGCGGCGGCGAGUACGGACCCAGGUGGCACCAAGCCGCCAAGAAGGCGAAUCGUAACAAAGCCUACGAAGACUUCGAGGCCGUUGCAGAAGACCUGCUCCGGCGCGGCGUCACGACCCGGGCCCUUUUGGGCAUCCAAGGAGGCUCCAAUGGCGGGCUGCUCAUGGGAAAUAUGCUCACCCGGGAGAAGAGGGAGCUCUUUGGUGCGAUCGUGUGCCAGGUGCCGUUGCUUGACAUGCAGAGAUACAGUCAGCUUCUAGCUGGAGCUAGUUGGAUGGGAGAAUACGGUGACCCUGCAACCAGCGACUGGGAGGAAUUCCUGAAGCAGUACUCACCGUAUCACAACCUGUCUGAUGACAAGACCUACCCACCGGCGCUCUUCGUCACAUCUACGAAGGAUGACCGGGUUCACCCUGGCCAUGCUCGGAAGAUGGUUGCGAAGCUUUUGGCUCAUCCCACGGCCAAGGACCACACAUUCUACUACGAAAACAUCGAGGGUGGGCACGGCGGCGCUGCUGACAACAAGCAACGGGCUUUCAUGCAAGUGGCACA